This is a messenger RNA of Centropristis striata (black sea bass), 1088 nucleotides long. Its product is annotated as lysosomal membrane ascorbate-dependent ferrireductase CYB561A3. Lineage: Eukaryota; Metazoa; Chordata; Actinopteri; Perciformes; Serranidae. Gene Ontology annotation, molecular function: oxidoreductase activity. Gene Ontology annotation, cellular component: lysosomal membrane. Bases 8 to 859 code for a protein of 283 amino acids. The record is from RefSeq and is a predicted model, not a curated record. The transcript has 6 exons.
GCAGCAGAUGCAGCAGGCUGCUCCCUCCACCUCCCCCUGCUUCCCCCUCAGCCACCGCAACACAGCUGAAUGUGGAAGUGAGAGUCCAGCUGAAGCAGAAAAAGACGAACCUACCGGUGCGUCCAGAAUGAGGUCCAUUGUGAGCUUCUACAUCUGCUACCUGCUGUGCCUGGGCCUGGGCCUGGCCUGCACGGUGUGUGUGUGUGUGUGGAACAGCCACUGGCGUGGAGGUUUUGCGUGGGACGGUUCCACGCUGCAGUUCAACUGGCACCCGGUCCUGAUGGUCACCGGUCUCAUAGUGCUCUAUGGAUAUGGAGCCGUGGUGUACCGCGUCCCCCUGACCUGGGGUCAGAAUAAACUCCCCUGGAAGCUGCUGCAUGCUGCACUGAUGCUCCUCGCUCUAGUCCUGUCCAUCGUGGGGCUUUGUGCAGUCUUUGACUUCCAUAAUGCUAAAAACAUUCCCAACGUCUACUCUUUGCACAGCUGGAUUGGAAUAGCUGCGGUGACUCUUUUUGCUAUGCAGUGGGUGGUGGGCAUGGCUGGCUUCCUUCUGCCCUGGACCCCCAUAUCACUACGUGCCCUCCUGAAACCCGUCCAUGUGUGGAUGGGAGGCAGCAUACUGUGGCUCAGCAUCGCUGCAUGCAUCUCUGGAAUCAACGAGAAACUCUUUUUUGUUCUCCCGGGAUACAACAAACUUCCACCUGAAGCUUACUUGGGAAAUUUUUUGGGAGUUUUGAUUGUGGCCUUCGGCUUGGUUGUCCUUAAGAUCUUGUCUCACCAAGCAUGGCAGCGACCAGACUCCGUGCCUCAGGAUCUGGUCUACUCGCCUUUGCUUCAAGACGAAAGGGAGAAUGAAUGAAGAGAAUUUAACAAAAUGCUCACUGCCUCAAAUCCGUCCAUGCAAAAUCAGUGAAAACAUCACAUAUCACAAUUUCCCUUUACAAAUCCAAAAUCUCUACUUUGAAUGUACAAGCCGCUGCCUCUGCACAGUGAGAAUUAUCUAUGUCUGUUGUGGGUGUACAUAUUUAUUUGAAAAUAUAUUUAAGAUUGCUUUUCGCCAAAGAAUAAAAAUAAAGUGUUUAAACAAA